Molecule: messenger RNA, 1943 nt
Organism: Globicephala melas (long-finned pilot whale)
Lineage: Eukaryota; Metazoa; Chordata; Mammalia; Artiodactyla; Delphinidae
Gene: SMPDL3A
Product: sphingomyelin phosphodiesterase acid like 3A
Biological process (GO): sphingomyelin catabolic process
Molecular function (GO): sphingomyelin phosphodiesterase activity
Source: RefSeq, a predicted model, not a curated record
CUGUAAUAGGUCUCCCAGGCCCGUGGCCGCGACCCGCGAUGGCGCGGCUGGGCGCGCUCGUCUGCUGCCUGCUGGCUGCUUGGCACUGCCGCCCCGGCCUCGGACUGCCUCUGGCUCCCACUGGCGGCCCGAGUCCCAGUCCGGCGGUGGGACAGUUUUGGCACGUGACUGACUUACACUUAGACCCUACUUACCACAUCACAGAUGACCACACAAAAGUGUGCGCUUCCUCGAAAGGUGCAAGCGCCUCCAAUCCUGGCCCUUUUGGAGAUGUUCUAUGUGAUUCUCCUUAUCACCUCAUUUUGUCAGCAUUUGAUUUUAUUAAAAAUUCAGGACAGGAAGCAUCUUUUAUGAUAUGGACAGGGGAUAGCCCACCUCAUGUUCCAGUGCGUGAACUCUCAACAGACACGGUCAUAAAUGUGAUUGCUAAUAUGACAGCCACAGUCCAGAGUCUCUUUCCAAAUCUCCAGGUUUUCCCUGCACUGGGUAAUCAUGACUAUUGGCCACAGGAUCAACUGCCUGUAUUCACCAGCAAGGUGUACAAUGCAGUAGCAAGCCUCUGGAAGCCAUGGCUGGAUGAAGAAGCUAUUAGUACUCUAAGGAAAGGUGGCUUUUAUUCACAGAAAGUUUCAACUAAUCUGAACUUUAGGAUCAUCAGUCUCAACACAAACUUAUACUAUGGCCCAAAUAUCGUGACCCUAAAUAAGACUGACCCAGCAAAUCAGUUUGAAUGGCUAGAAAAUACACUGAACAUCUCUCAGCAAAAUAAGGAGAAGGUGUACAUCAUAGCUCAUGUUCCAGUGGGGUACCUGCCUUAUUCAAGGAGCAUCACGGCAAUGAGAGAAUACUAUAAUGAGAAAUUGAUAGAUAUUUUUAGAAAAUACAGUAACAUCAUUGCAGGACAAUUUUAUGGACACACUCACAGAGAUAGUAUUAUGGUUCUUUCAGAUAAAAAAGGAAAUCCGAUAAAUUCUUUGUUUGUGGCUCCUGCUGUUACUCCAGUGAAGAGUGUUUUAGAAAAACAGACCAACAAUCCUGGUGUCAGACUAUUUCAAUAUGAUCCUCGUGAUUAUAAAUUACUGGGGACUUACGGGGGACUUCCCUGGCAGUGUGAUGCGGCCAAAAAAAAAAAAAAAGAUGUAACUUGUUACUGUGGAAGUCUCUAGAAGAGGAGAGUGAUGAUAUGACAAAGAUGUAAAUACAGCCACAAGCAAUAUGUGAGCUGCUUGGUAAGUGUUGGAUGCAUGAAAGUAUGCAUAGGAGGGAUAGGCAGACAAAUGUGUAGGUAACGUAGAUAGAUAAGUAGAUGACGUAUCCCGUAAGCAGAAGUAGUGCAGAUCUCAGGACCAGAGUAAGUGAGAGCUGGUGCAUUUCUUCUGGUCCAACUCAUUUCUAAGCUCACCAGUACCAUGAUUGUAAAUAAUUUAUAGAGUAUUAACUAACAGUCUCUGCUCAGGAAGAACAGACUUACUAUAUUUAGACUGUUUUAGAUGUCAUUUGUUGAUCUUUGGUCAGUGUUAUGAUUUUUCAAAGUGUUUCUUGCAAAAAACAUUUGCACUUUCAAGAAAUGACUCUCUUCUCAAUGUUUACAUUAGAAAGUAAAUGACAUGCAAAGUGUAUGCAAUUCACAAAAUGUCCGCUUAUGAAUAAUUAAUGGAGUUCACUGGAAGCUUAAGAUGCAACAGACAUCAUCAGCUCUGAGUGUCACCAUACAACACUGCAUUCCCUUCUUAUUCUUUUCUCCCCCUUUUCUUAUUUAUUUGUUUAUCCUGUAUCUUGACACUUUCCCCUCAUUCCUGAUGUUGAACUUGUGGCUUUUUCCAAGUGUGAACUUCAGAUGGUAUUCCAUCGGUCAAGCUCCCUCUGGAGUGCGCACAAUGCCUGACAGGGUGGGGAUUAAUGUUGGAAGCCUCUCCCUCCAGCAGCCUCAGUGUCUCCUUUUC